AUGACCUUUCGGCACACUUUGCUUAUUACUCUCCGGCUCAACGGGUAUGCCUUUCCUAUGGAGGUGGAAAAGCCUAAUCUCACGCCGCCUCGACAGGAUACUUUUGGUGACGAGGAACACGCGGAGGUUAAGCAAGGAGGCCUUCUUAUAGUUACCGAGACCAUCUUACUAGGUAUCCUCUCACUUCCAGCCGCUAUCGCCAGUUUAGGUCUCGUUCCAGGUCUCAUUGUCCUCAUCGGUCUAGGACUACUAGCUUGCUACACCGGUUAUAUGAUUAGAUAUGUAGCAGAUGCUAGUAAGGUCUUGAUGGGCCGGUUUGGUCGUGAGUUGUUUGGAAUAGCCCAACUACUAUUCCUAGUCUUCAUUAUGGCGAGUCAUAUCUUGACCUUUACUGUUGCACUCAAUAAAAUCACAGGGCAUACAACGUGUUCGAUUGUUUUUGGUGUCGUUAGCAUAAUCCUCUCAAUCCUCUUCAUUUUUAGCGCUAUCAUGAUUGUAAUGAUCGCCCUCGGAGUCCAAAAUCCUGGAUCUGCGGUUAAAGCGACUAUUAAGACUAACCUAGUUACGGGAUUUACAGCUGCUGUAAAUAUCGCUUUUUUAUAUGAUAUAGUACCCCUGGGUUCUGCGGGCCCGCUGAUCUCCCGGAUUGCUUACGGUGUGGCUCUUCCGACUAUUGUUAUCGCCGGUGUCAUCAACAGCCAUGUCGCUGCCAAAUCGAUAUAUAUCCGUAUCUUCGCGGGAACCGACCGUAUGCAUAAGAGCGACUUCGUGGCAGUUGGCACUUGGGUUAGACUCACUGUCUGCUUAUGGAUCGUAGCGUGGAUCAUUGCCGAGGUAAUUCCCGUGUUUAACAGCCUUCUGACUCUGAUUCUCUACAUAAAUAAAGGAUUGUGGUUUUCUUCGCCGAAGAAGAUCGCAUUGACACUACUCAAUAAUUUUGCUAUUUACGUUAGUAUUGUGCUAUGUGGCCUUGGCCUCUAUACUUCUGGAAAAUCUAUCUAUGACAAUCUAGGUAGCGCGAGCUUCUCGUGCGCCAACAAUACAUAG
This is a messenger RNA of Penicillium brasilianum, 1047 nucleotides long. The record is from the annotation of a GenBank genome assembly. Lineage: Eukaryota; Fungi; Ascomycota; Eurotiomycetes; Eurotiales; Aspergillaceae.